Protopolystoma xenopodis is the source of this 342-nucleotide messenger RNA. The record is from the annotation of a GenBank genome assembly. Lineage: Eukaryota; Metazoa; Platyhelminthes; Monogenea; Polystomatidea; Polystomatidae.
AUGAUUAGCCAGCUCGAAGGCUUCAAAUCGAUCAUUUGGUCUUGGAAUCUUCAUUUACUUCGCAUUUUAUGCCAGCCUUUCAUGCUCUGUGUCCGCAAGCACAUCGACAAAGAUUCACCUGUCCCAGUAAGCACAUGUCUUCAUCUCCAGAAUCUGCUUGAAAUGAGUCAAGGCUUGAGCAGACUUGCACUCCGUCACUGUCCCGCAACUGAUCAAGCACAAUGUCAAACUACUGUUGCCGAGGUGAAAAGUUAUUUUGCCUGGACAGGCCCACAUGUAAACAAGUGUCUAUUAUGGCUUUGGACUGUCUGCAUGCGCUUCUUGCUCCAGUGUGGUGAUUGA